Molecule: messenger RNA, 3562 nt
Organism: Cynara cardunculus var. scolymus (artichoke)
Lineage: Eukaryota; Viridiplantae; Streptophyta; Magnoliopsida; Asterales; Asteraceae
Product: coatomer subunit beta-1-like
Exons: 6
Coding region: 417-3263 (948 amino acids)
Biological process (GO): intracellular protein transport; endoplasmic reticulum to Golgi vesicle-mediated transport; intra-Golgi vesicle-mediated transport
Cellular component (GO): COPI vesicle coat; cytoplasm
Molecular function (GO): structural molecule activity
Source: RefSeq, a predicted model, not a curated record
UCUUCACCUCUUCUCCAAAUCGAUAUCACUUCUACAAUCAUCAUCGCCUCUUCUCCAAUCGAUACCCUAUACGAUGAACAAAUCGAUACCUUAACCCUAGAGAUCUCCUUCUGUUUUUAAAACCCAUUUCUAUUAAAUUUGAAUAAAUCACCGAUUAAUUUAACAAAAAAACUCAUGUUUUUUUAAUGCUUUUAAAACUGGGCAAGUGUUGGGAAGCCUUUUGCCCAAAUCCCCCUCGCUACGACGAGAUCCAUACUCUCUGCCUCACUCGUCACCGGUUCGCCUCCUCGAUCUGCCACCAUCCAACGCCACCACCGUACCUUCCAACUUCUCGCAGCCGGCGUUCAGAGCUAAAUGCGAUUUUCCCCUCUCCUGGCACGGUGAUUUAAGCCCCAUCUUCUUCCAUAUCUGAAAACAUGGAGAAAUCUUGUUCUCUACUAGUUCAUUUUGACAAAGGAACACCUGCACUUGCCAAUGAAAUUAAGGAGGCUCUUGAAGGGAAUGAUGAUAUUGCAAAGAUAGACGCCAUGAAAAAAGCUGUCAUGCUUUUGCUGAAUGGGGAAACACUGCCACAACUUUUUAUCACAAUUGUUCGGUAUGUUCUUCCUUCAGAGGAUCACACUGUUCAGAAAUUACUGCUUCUUUAUCUUGAAAUCAUCGACAAGACGGACUCCAGGGGAAAGGUCUUACCUGAAAUGAUUUUAAUCUGCCAAAACUUGAGAAACAAUCUCCAGCACCCUAAUGAGUACAUUCGUGGUGUGACCUUGAGGUUUCUUUGUCGGAUCAAUGAAGCAGAGAUAAUUGAGCCCCUGAUUCCCUCUAUAUUGGCCAAUCUGGAGCAUCGGCAUCCAUUUGUAAGGCGGAAUGCGAUACUUGCUGUGAUGGCCAUUUACAAGCUUCCACAAGGGGAGCAUCUUUUGGUUGAUGCACCAGAAAUGAUUGAAAAGGUACUCUCAACAGAAGCAGAUCAAUCGGCAAAGAGAAAUGCAUUUCUUAUGCUUUUCACAUGUGCACAAGACCAUGCAGUUAAUUACCUUUUGACCCAUGUGGAUAAAGUGUCUGAAUGGGGAGAAUUGCUACAGAUGGUUGUGUUGGACUUGAUCCGCAAAGUGUGUAGAGCGAAGAGAGGAGAGAAAGGGAAGUACAUAAAGAUCAUCAUAUCUCUGUUGAAUGUUCCUUCCGCUGCAGUUAUAUUUGAAUGUGCUGGAACAUUAGUGUCGUUGUCAUCUGCUCCUACAGCCAUUAGGGCUGCGGCCAAUACCUAUUGCCAGCUCCUCCUCACUCAAAGUGACAACAACGUGAAACUUAUUGUGCUUGAUCGUUUGGAUGAACUCAAAUCUUCCCAUAGGGAGAUUAUGGUUGAUAUGAUAAUGGAUGUGCUCAGGGCACUCUCUAGCCCGAAUCUUGAUAUCCGGAGGAAAACACUUGAUAUUGUACUUGAUCUGAUCACUCCUCGAAACAUCAAUGAGGUUGUUCUUACUUUGAAAAAGGAAGUGGUAAAAACUCAAAGUGGGGAGUUGGAAAAAGAUGGGGAGUACCGUCAAAUGCUCAUCCAAGCCAUUCAUUCUUGUGCUGUUAAGUUCCCUGAAGUUGCAGGCACUGUUGUACAUAUGUUAAUGGAUUUCUUGGGCGACAGUAAUGUUGCCUCAGCAAUGGAUGUAAUUGUUUUUGUGAGAGAAAUAAUUGAAACGAACCCAAAGUUGAGGGUUUCUAUUGUAACAAGAUUAUUAGAUACAUUUUACCAGAUACGAUCAGCAAGAGUUUGUUCUUGUGCUCUUUGGAUCAUCAGUGAGUACUGCCUUUCUCUUUCCGAAGUGGAGAGUGGAAUUACCACCAUAAAGCAGUGCCUUGGAAACCUGCCGUUUUACUUGGCUUCAGAAGAGGGGGACACUAAUGAUUCUUCAAAGAGGUCUCAGCAAGUAAAUUCAAUAACUGUUUCUUCUAAGAGGCCUGCUAUUCUUGCUGAUGGCACUUACGCUACUCAGAGUGCAGCUUCUGAAACUGCCUUUUCCCCACCUACCGUGGUCCAGGGAACAUCGACUUCAGGAAAUUUGAGAUCUCUUCUUCUAACUGGUGAUUUCUUCCUAGGUGCAGUUGUGGCUUGUACGUUGACAAAACUUGUCUUGCGUUUGACAGAGGUUCAAGCAUCAAAAAUUGAAGUCCACAGAAUGUCAACUCAAGUGUUGCUAAUCAUCGUCUCAAUGUUGCAACUUGGGCAAUCUUCAUAUCUUCCACACCCGAUUGAUAAUGACUCUUAUGAUAGAAUUGUUCUUUGCUUAAGAUUACUAUGUAACCCAGAUGCACAGAUCAGGAAAAUAUGGCUGCAGUCUUGCCGUGAAAGUUUUGUCCAAAUGCUUGUGGAGAAACAGCUACAGGAAACAGAGGAAAUAAAAGCCAAGGCUCAGGUUUCACAUGCACAACCUGAUGAUCUCAUUGACUUCUAUCAUUUGAAGAGCAGGAAGGGUAUGAGCCAGCUGGAGUUAGAGGAUGAGGUCCAAGACGACCUAAAACGUGCUACUGGGGAAUUUAUCAAAGAGGGAGCUGCUGCAAAUAAGCUGAACCGUAUUCUUCAACUAACUGGAUUUAGCGACCCAGUGUAUGCUGAGGCAUAUGUCACUGUCCAUCACUACGAUAUUGUCCUGGAUGUAACAGUUAUCAACCGAACGAAGGAGACUCUCCAGAAUCUGUGUUUGGAGUUAGCAACAAUGGGUGAUCUUAAACUUGUUGAGCGACCACAAAACUAUACUCUUGCUCCUGAAUCAAGCAAGCAGAUAAAAGCCAACAUUAAGGUGUCCUCAACCGAGACUGGAGUCAUAUUUGGGAACAUUGUUUACGAGACUUCAAAUGUGCUUGAACGUAAUGUCGUCGUCCUAAAUGAUAUUCAUAUCGACAUUAUGGAUUACAUCUCCCCAGCAGUCUGCAGCGAUGCAGCUUUCAGAAGUAUGUGGGCUGAAUUCGAGUGGGAAAACAAGGUUGCUGUGAACACUAUAAUUCAGGACGAGAAAGAAUUCCUUGAUCAUAUCAUCAAAUCAACCAACAUGAAGUGCCUCACUCCACCGUCUGCAUUGGAGGGUUAUUGUGGGUUUCUGGCUGCUAAUUUGUAUGCGAAGAGUGUGUUUGGAGAGGAUGCAUUGGUUAACUUGAGCGUGGAGAAGCAGGCAGAUGGGAAGCUAAGUGGAUAUAUUCGAAUUAGGAGCAAAACCCAAGGGAUAGCUCUAAGCUUGGGGGACAAAAUAACUCUCAAGCAGAAGGGAGCUGCCUGAUCAUCUUUCCAAAAUUGAGGUUAAAGGGAAGGGCAGCAGGAGAUUUCCUUACAGAGCAACAAAGUAAUAUGAUAGUUGGGAUUUGGAGUUUUAUGUAGAUGAAGAUGAGAUUGGAUUCUGACGGCUUACUUACCAAAACCAAACCAAACCAUAUUUCUGUUUUCAUUAUAUAUCUAUUGUUAAUGUCUAGUUAUGUGACACUUAAUAAUUCAUUUGCAUUACGUUUAUUAAAUUGUAUUUUGAUUAAGAACAUCUUCCUUCAACAAAAUGGAGAAAUUAGAUUUGCUGAAUGUUUACCC